AGUGCGGGCGGUGCCGGAGCCGCCGCCGCCGCCAUGGGCCGCUCCGCGGCGGUGCUGCCGCUGACCCUGGCGCUGCUCUCGGCCGCCGCCGCCGCCUGGGACCUGCGGGCACUGCGCUGCAGCUUCACGGCGGACUGCGAGUGCGGCUUCGGGCCCGACCUGCGCGGUUAGGUCUGGAGUGCGAGCUGGCCGUGACCCUGGUGGGGCAGCCCCUGGUGAGGCGGCAGCUGAUGGAGGGACUGAGGCAGUUCCUGGAGAAGCGCAGCCCGGAGAAGCCCCUCGUCAUGUCCUUCCACGGCUCCACCGGGACGGGGAAAACCUUCGUGAGCGCCAUGCUGGUCCGGCACCUCUUCCCCGAGGGGCUGCAGAGCCCCCACGUCCACCAGUUCUCCCCCAUCGUGCACUUCCCGCACGCGGAGCACGUGGAGCGCUAUAAGGAGAACCUGAAGCACUGGAUCCAAGGGAACCUGACCAACUGCGGACGGUCGGUCUUUCUCUUUGAGGAGAUGGACAAGAUGCACCCGGGCCUGAUUGAUGUGAUCAUGCCAUUCCUGGGACCCUCCUGGGUCGUGUAUGGGACCAACUACCGCAAAGCAAUCUUCAUCUUCAUAAGCAAUGCAGGAGGAGAGCAGAUCAAUGAAAUGACACUGGAUCUCUGGCGUGCCCACCAGGACCGGGAGGAGAUCAGCCUGCAGGACAUGGAGGCAGCCAUCUCCAAAGCGGUGUUCGAGAACCCUCAGAGUGGAUUCUGGAGAUCUGGGAUCAUUCACGAACAUCUCAUUGAUUUUGUUGUGCCCUUCCUCCCACUGAAGCGCCACCACGUAAAGCAAUGCGUCAUCAAUGAACUUGUGCAGCAAGGGCUAGAAGUACGUCACGGUGUUGUCCAGGAGGUGGCUGACAGCAUCCCCUACUUCCCAGAAGAAGAGAAAUUAUUUUCAUCAACUGGCUGCAAAACUGUAGCCUCCCGGAUCAGCUUUUUCUUCUAGCCUUGCUCAGAUCCAUAGGGGACGUAUAUGGAGCUGUAAAGCUGCAGACUGGUGGGAUGAGCACCAAGAGCUACAUGUUACCAUGCAGUAGCACAAAUGCUCUCCUGCUGAACUUGUCUUUCCAGCCCUAAGGGCAUUACUGCAGGAUGCAACUGUGGGAGCAAGUGCAAGUGAUUUGAUUUAAAGCACUUAAUCAUUUAUUCUGUGGCCAGGUGAAGGUGGGUAUGCUCAGCCUGGUGCACCGCUCCAGUCGUAUCUGUGAUGAAGAAGGGAAGAUGUCAGGAGAGACUGCAGUGUCAGGGAAGUUUCUUACCCUGUCAGCAGCACCAAUCUGUAGCUCUCUCUUCUGGCAGCUUCUGUUAUCUAAUGCACGAAGAUUCUGAGCCCAAAAAAGAAUAUAUAUAUUUUUUAAAUACAUCAUUUUAGCAUUUUUAAAAGCCAUCUUGUUAAGCAUGGCAGUACCUCAGUUCCUUGGUACAACGUGACAGUGCUGGUGCUGACUGCUGCAUCGCUGGCUGGUGAACACCCUCAACAUUACUGUCAAGUUUUCGUUGCAAGGAAAUCUUUAGAGCCAACUUCUUUCCAGUUUCCUUUCACUGUGAAUAGGUGCUGGUAGGGAGCACCACCAACAACAGGGACAUAAGGGAAAUGGCAAUGCUCAGCCUGCCAAGAACUCAGCUCUCCCUACUUCUUCUGCCCAUCUUUCCCCCAAGGUCCAAAGGAUUUCUCUGCAGCAAACCACAGCAAUGAACAAAACAGGACUUACCUACAAGAAAAAGUUCAGUCCUACCUCCAGGGAGACCAUGGUGCUACUAAUGGUUUUUAAAAACAUUUUUAUUCAGUGGUAAUUUCUACAGCAGGCUGAGGAAUUGGUGCUAUGAGCUCUUGAGCUUCUUUGACAUCCUUCUGCUGGUCAGAUCUUGCAGGCACUGGCUGAACCAGCUCUACUCAGCUUCACAGAAGUGCCACUUAUGUGGGGACCUGAGGACAAGUUAGAGAAGUUUGUACUCCGUGCUGUCAAGCAUGGGGUGUAUGGCACUGCUGGCCUUUGUCCCGUUUUAAUCUCCACAGUCGGUUACUGGAGCACAGGUCAGAGAAUUGUUCAUACUCUGAGAAUGAACUGCCUGAGAGGACUGUAUGAACAGGGACAUUGCUGAAGGUUCCUUAUGUUCCUCGCAUGCCCUGUGCUGAAAUGAGCUGCAAGCACUCAGGACCAUUCCAGCCCUCCUCCACAUCUGCAGCUUUGUGGACAGCCAUUGGAGGAACGGCCUAAAUGCAGCCCGGGAGCUGGUCCACGUACAGACCAUCCUGCCUGCAAAAUGUUAGUAUUCCUAAUUUUAAAAUAAAUCUUUUAUGAAAUAAAUGAUUGAAGAACA
Gallus gallus (chicken) is the source of this 2362-nucleotide messenger RNA. It is a transcript of the gene TOR2A, whose product is annotated as torsin family 2 member A. NCBI's taxonomy places the organism in Eukaryota, Metazoa, Chordata, Aves, Galliformes, Phasianidae. The record is from RefSeq and is a predicted model, not a curated record. The coding region runs from base 231 to 986 and encodes 251 amino acids. The transcript is spliced from 5 exons. Gene Ontology annotation, molecular function: ATP binding; ATP hydrolysis activity. Gene Ontology annotation, cellular component: nuclear envelope; endoplasmic reticulum lumen; endoplasmic reticulum.